Messenger RNA from Gavialis gangeticus (Gharial), 1163 nucleotides. RefSeq names its product transmembrane protein 39B (gene TMEM39B). The record is from RefSeq and is a predicted model, not a curated record. The coding region runs from base 220 to 1095 and encodes 291 amino acids. NCBI's taxonomy places the organism in Eukaryota, Metazoa, Chordata, Crocodylia, Gavialidae. Gene Ontology annotation, cellular component: membrane. The transcript is spliced from 6 exons.
AGGCUGGAGCCUGUGCCAAUCAAUAAUUCACCUCUUCCGGACCUACUCAUUCCUCAAUCUCCUGUUCCUGUGUUACCCGUGGAGAGCAGGGGGGGAGGGCUGAGUGCUGUGCACAGAUGUGGUUCAGGUGUAGAAUGGCCCUGUGCCACCACAGUGAGAAGCAUCUGCUGAAGGGCUGGGCCUUACCUCCACCACCUCUGAAGGGGUAAAAGGUUCGGCAUGUACAUUCCCUUCCUCCAGCUGAACUGUGACUUUCGGAAGACAGGCCUCUUCUCACAGGUGGCCAACAUUGGCCCGCGAGAGACAGGAGACAUGAGCUCCCGGGGCAAGGACUACCUGACAGUACUGAAGGAGACAUGGAAGCAGCACACCAGGCAGAUGUACGGGAUGGAGGCCAUGCCCACCCAUGCCUGCUGCCUCUCCCCGGACCUGAUCCGCAAUGAGGUGGAGUACCUGAAGAUGGACUUCAACUGGAGGAUGAAGGAAGUGCUGGUGAGCUCCAUGCUCAGUGCCUACUACGUUGCCUUUGUGCCAGUCUGGUUUGUGAAGAACACGCAGUACUAUGACAAGCGGUGGUCAUGCGAGCUCUUCCUCCUGGUCUCCAUCAGCACCUCUGUGAUUCUGAUGCAGCAUCUCCUACCAGCCCGGUACUGCGACCUCCUCCACAAAGCCGCAGCUCACCUGGGCUGCUGGCAGAAGGUGGAUCCGGCCCUCUGCUCCAAUGUGCUCCAGCACCAGUGGACGGAGGAGUGUAUGUGGCCUCAGGGGGUCCUGGUGAAACACAGCAAGAACGUGUACAAGGCCGUGGGCCAUUACAACGUGGCUGUGCCAUCUGACGUUUCGCACUUCCGCUUCCACUUCUUUUUCAGCAAACCCCUGAGAAUCCUGAACAUCUUAAUCGUGCUGGAAGGAGCUGUCAUCUUCUACCAGCUCUACUCCCUGAUUUCUUCGGAGAAGUGGCACCAGACCAUCUCGCUGGCUCUGAUCCUCUUCAGCAAUUACUACGCCUUCUUCAAGCUGUUGCGGGACCGGCUGGUGCUGGGAAAAGCUUACUCAUACUCGGCCAGCAGAGACUCAGAGCAGAAGCUAAACUGAAGCACUUGGUCUGCUCCUCAGCUUGUUACAAAAAAAUACAAAACAGGAAAAACAAAACCCCAAAACAA